Messenger RNA from Daldinia vernicosa, 1668 nucleotides. Its product is annotated as NAD(P)-binding protein. Lineage: Eukaryota; Fungi; Ascomycota; Sordariomycetes; Xylariales; Hypoxylaceae. Gene Ontology annotation, biological process: S-adenosylmethionine biosynthetic process. The record is from RefSeq and is a predicted model, not a curated record. The transcript has 5 exons. Gene Ontology annotation, cellular component: methionine adenosyltransferase complex. Gene Ontology annotation, molecular function: methionine adenosyltransferase regulator activity. Bases 97 to 1050 code for a protein of 317 amino acids.
GCUACCCCUCCAAGCUUCUUUUGUGCUGUUAACGUUAAAGUACUAGCCUAAACUUAUACUCGUCUCCUCAACUACCAAAAGACCUACUAAUCAGAGAUGUCCGAUAAAACCGCAUUAGUCACUGGAGCCACCGGCCUACUAGGUAGACAGGUUGUAAGGGCCUUCGAAAGAGGCAAGUGGAACGUUAAAGGGACAGGCUUCUCUCGCGCCGACGGGUCUUCGAUCCUCAAGGUCGACCUUGUGAAUGCAGAGCAAGUAGAGGCUACCCUUGACAGUGUUAAGCCACAAGUUGUAGUUCACUGCGCUGCGAAUCGAUUCCCCGACAAGUGUGACAAUGACCCCGAGGGAACACGCGCCCUAAACGUCGAAGCUACCAGGAAACUUGCUUCUCUGUGCGCGGCGCGCGGUAUCUUCCUAAUCUAUAUAUCCACCGACUAUGUCUUCCCGGGCAAGCCUGGAGAGGCACCGUACGAGGCGGAUGCAAAGCCGCAGCCUACCAACUUAUACGGGCAGACAAAGCUAGAUGGGGAGCAAGUUGUACUAGAGGAGUAUCAGCGCGCUGGCAAGGCAGGUCUUGGUGUUGUCCUACGUGUUCCCGUAUUAUACGGCGAUGCCGAGGUGCCAUCUGAGAGCGCUGUGAAUGUGCUUAUGGAAUCCGUCUGGAAAGCACAAGAACCAGGUGCCAAGAUUAAGAUGGACCACUGGGCUCUACGUUACCCUACCAAUACUGAAGACGUAGGACGGGUGUGCUACGAUGUUUCACAGAAAUAUCUAAGCACGGAUGAUCCAUCCAAGUUGCCUUAUAUCCUACAAUUCUCUUCGGAGAGCAAGUAUACCAAGUAUGAGAUCUGCCAGCUCUUCGGCGAAAUCAUGGGUCUAUCGAUUGCAGCCAUCGAGCCCAAUACUGAGGGGAAUGACCCGAAUGCUUCAGUCCAGAGGCCAUACGACUGCCACCUCAGCACAAAAGCGCUCAAAGAUAUCGGUAUUGACGUGGCCACUCAAGAUUUUACCGGUUGGUGGAGGUGGAGUGUUAAAGCAUUUAGGAAAUGAGAGAUCUAAGAUGUUUGCUUAGUGGUAUUACGAAUUCUAUCUGUAAGGGAGCCAAGCAUUUGCUCCCCGAGUUCUGGCCAAAGCUAUAAUUACCUACCUACUUAACUUAAAACCACGAAAUCAUCGGGUUCUACGAAAAUCAAUACGAUGUUCCUUACACAUUGUACAUCAAUUAUAGAUGUGUUAGAUGUGCUCUAUUCCGACACGAGACACUUUUUCGUCUAAGAACCCAACAUAAUGGAACCUCGUAUCAAUUCAACGAUCAUCCUUACCUACCUAGGAGUUGAUGUCAAUAAUAAACUCUACGGGCUUCCGCCCGAAAUAUAGAGUAUCGGAGAGCAGAUUACCUAUUUUUGGCUUUGGACCCUCAGCUGAAUGCAGUAUUAACGGUGUUGUUAGCCAGCCCCAUUAGCAUUUUGCAUGGAAACCAAUUUUGCUUGUGCCUGCGCGCAUCUUGCAUAUAUGCAGACCCUCUUUAAGACCUGAUAUUUCCUGCAAACCACGCGUACGAAAUGGGGGUAAGUCAUGGUAAUGGUAACAUUGAAGUGGGCGGAGUUUCGGAAUAGUUGACUAUUUGGUAUAAAUAAUUAUGAAGUAUAUGGACUGUAUAAUAGCAAC